AUGUACCGGCAAAUAUUAAUAGAUCCUUCUCAAACCAGUUUGCAGAGAAUACUAUGGCGAGAUGACUUCAAGGACGACGUAGAUACUUACGAACUGACUAUCGUAACAUAUGGCACAUCUUCGGCCUCUUACUUAGCCACUAGGUGCCUCGUACAUCUAGCUGAUCAGCAUUCACCGCAAUAUCCCGUUGGCUCUGCACGCGUUAAGCGCGACUUCUACGUCGACGAUCUGCUCACAGGGGCAGACACUCUUGCUGAAGCAAGGUCAAUUCGCAACGAGAUCAUCCAGCUGCUGCGGUUAGGCGCGUUCAAGCUUAGCAAAUGGGCGUCGAAUUGCCCUGAGCUGCUCGAUAUUACAGACAGCCGAGAUAAAGAAUUAGUCACUAUUGACAAUGACGCCAACUCGCGUGUUCUCGGGAUCCAGUGGAGUCAAUCCAAGGAUAUGUUUCGCUUUUCUUACGAUACUACCGGCACGCACGAUGUAAUCUCAAAACGCACUAUAAUAUCGGAAGUAUCUAGGCUAUUUGACCCACUUGGUCUGUUGGGUCCAAUUAUCGUCAUAGCAAAGCUCGUUCUUCAAGAGCUUUGGCGAUCGAGCAUACACUGGGACGAGUCAGUCCCUCAGGACAUUCAUACUCGCUGGACCCGCCUCAAAUCUCAAUUGGUCACAUUAAACCAGUUGCAGAUUCCGCGACACGUUAAAUUUAGCUCGAAUGCAAGGGACGUGCAAAUACACGGAUUCUGUGACGCCAACUCCACUAUCACAUUGAAUUGGAUAACCUUCUUGAACCGCAAAUGGUCAGUGUUCGUAGCUAAUAAGGUUGGCGAAAUCCAUCGUCUGACCGAGAUCUGCAACUGGCAUCAUGUCGCCUCCUCCGAUAAUUCCGCCGACAUUUUAUCACGUGGCUCAAGUCCACAGGAGCUGGUCCACGACACAAUGUGGUGGCACGGGCCUCCAUUCUUGCAAUUUUGCGAAAAUCGCUGGCCCCGGAGCAGCUUUGCGUCACUAGGAGAUGACGUUCCCGAGCAAAGAAUGAUCAUUACAACCAUCGCCACAUUGAGCGAGUGCGUUGUCAGUGACUUACUAGGCAGAUGUUCCAGCCUGACGAAGGUAUGCCGUAUCGUGGCGUAUUGUUUUAGAUUCUCCAAGAAGCACCGCACGAAGGCUUACACAGAAUUCGUGUCUCCCACUGAAAUAUCAUUCGCAACCGAUGUUGUUUGCAGAGCCGUACAACGUAGAGCUUUUCCUGCCGAAUAUAAGGCACUAAGCGAGGGAAGAGCUAUUAGCACGACAAGUCGCUUACUAUCAUUGUCUCCGUUCAUUGAUUGUUUCGGGUUGAUCCGGGUCGGUGGCCGAUUAAAAAACUUAAGUCUGCCAUUCGAUGCCCGUCAUCCGGUUUUGUUGCCGGCAAGGCACAACUUAACGCGACGCGUGAUAGAAUAUGAGCACAUACGCAACUUGCACGCCGGCGUUCAAGCCACCAUGGCGGCCAUUAGACAGAGAUUCUGGCCUCUAUCAUUACGUUCAAGCACCCGAAAGAUUGUUCAAGGAUGCGUAAUUUGUUUUAAAGUUAAACCGCGUACGUCCGAGACUAUAAUGGGACCACUUCCCACAAGUCGAGUCACCGUUUCCCGACCAUUCUCGCACUGCGGGGUCGAUUACGCCGGCCCGGUAAUACUACGAGAAGGAAAAAGACGUAACGCGAAAAACCAUAAGGCCUACAUCUCAAUUUUUGUCUGCUUCUCUACCAAAGCGAUCCAUAUUGAGCUUGUGAGCGACUUAACUACUGAUACGUUUUUGACUGCGUUUAAACGUUUUAUCUCACAAAGAGACAAGCCUUCUCACAUGUACUCCGACAACGGAACCACCUUCGUCGGUGCGCAAAACCAGUUGAAGGAGUUAUAUGAGUUUUACAACAAGGUACAGACGCAGUCCGAGAUUCGACAAUCUCUAUGCAAUCAGCAGAUUUCUUGGAGUUUUAUUCCGCCCCAUGCCCCCCACUUUGGCGGUCUGUGGGAGGCUGGGGUCAAGUCCGCGAAGUAUCAUAUGGCCCGCAUUAUCGGUAAGGCCCACUUAACCUUCGAGGAGCUGCAAACCGUGCUUUGCGAAAUCGAAGCAAUCCUCAAUUCGCGUCCUAUUACUUCGCUAAGCGCUGAUUCGGACGAUUUAUCGUAUCUUACCCCAGGUCAUUUUCUGGUUGGCGCCGCCCUGAAUAGUUUCCCUUGCACCGAUGUGAGCGAUAUCAACGAAAAUAGACUUUUACGAUGGCAAACAGUCGAACAAGUCAGGCAGCACUUCUGGCGCAGAUGGAGCAACGAAUAUCUUCAUUCCCUACAGGAGCGAUCUAAGUGGAAAAUCAGCAAGGGCAUUCAACUGCAACCUAAUCAAGUCGUGCUCGUGAAGCUACAAAACUUAGCGCCACUGCAAUGGUCGAUAGAACGCGUCCAGGUGCACCCCGGCGAGAACAAUAUUGUGAGGACCGCAAUCAAGACGAGCAAGGGCGCGUUUGUGAGACCGUUGUCGAAAUUGGCAAUACUGCCUGUAGAUUAG
Linepithema humile (Argentine ant) is the source of this 2550-nucleotide messenger RNA. NCBI's taxonomy places the organism in Eukaryota, Metazoa, Arthropoda, Insecta, Hymenoptera, Formicidae. The record is from RefSeq and is a predicted model, not a curated record.